This is a messenger RNA of Brassica napus (rape), 1651 nucleotides long. Its product is annotated as glutathione hydrolase 3-like. NCBI's taxonomy places the organism in Eukaryota, Viridiplantae, Streptophyta, Magnoliopsida, Brassicales, Brassicaceae. The record is from RefSeq and is a predicted model, not a curated record. Gene Ontology annotation, cellular component: plasma membrane. The coding region runs from base 47 to 1450 and encodes 467 amino acids. Gene Ontology annotation, biological process: glutathione catabolic process. Gene Ontology annotation, molecular function: glutathione gamma-glutamate hydrolase. The transcript has 5 exons.
AAACUUGUAAUUUUUGUUUAUAAAUUGUAAAACUCCUUAAUAGGAAAUGUUCGAGGGCAAAGUGGACAAGCAACAAAAAGGACCAUUGUCUGUAGCAGUUCCAGGAGAGGUUGCCGGUCUUUACCAAGCGUGGACGAACAACGGCCGCCGUGUCCAGUGGAAACAGCUGGUCGAGCCGUCUAUUAAACUUGCUCGAGACGGUUUCGUGGUUGGUCCGCAUCUCGCCUUCGCGUUAUCCACCAACGAGGAAAAGAUCAGGAAUGAUACUGGUUUAAAGAGUGUUUUCGUUAUCGGAGACAAACUGUUGACGAAAGGUGAUACAUGUAAGAACAUCGAACUCGCUGAGACCUUGAAAAAAGUGGCGCAGAACGGGAUGAAAGCGUUUUACCAAGAUGAUGUAGCGAAAAAUCUUGUAAAUGAUCUGAUGAAGGCUGGAGGGAACAUGACGUUGGAAGAUUUGAGGAACUAUAAAGUUAACGUGACGGAUGCAAUGGUUGUAAAUGAUGUUAUGGGGUUUAAACUACAAGGACUGUGGCCUCCGUCUAGUGGAACGCCCGGUUUUGCAAUGGUUAUGAAUAUAUUGGAGCAAUACAAAUAUAUAGAUGGUAUUGAUAAGAAUCUUUUUCUGCAUCGAGUUAUAGAAGCCAUAAAGUUUAUGCUUGCAGCUCGAAUGGAUCUUGGAGAUCCUGCGUUUGUUGAGGGGAUAUCUGAAGUUGUGAAAAAUAUGACCUCUAAGAGUUGGGCCCAAAAGAUUCAGGAAAAGAUAUCCGAUGACAAGACUUACCCACCAGAUUAUUACCGCAGCAAAUACAAACAGCUCAAGGACGAAGGGACGAGCCACUUCUGUGUAGUGGAUAAAGAUAGAAACGUUGUGUCGAUGACAACAACUGUGAAUCACGCGUUCGGGUCAGGGUUUAUGUCGACUUCUACCGGUAUUAUACUCAACAACCAGAUGGCUGAUUUCUCGGUAACAUCCGAGGAAUCUGCACCGCCCGCGAAUUACAUCGAGGCAAACAAGAGGCCUUUGUCUUCCAUGAUGCCUUUAAUCAUCACAAAGGACAAUGAGCUAGUCGGAGUUAUUGGAGCGAGCGGCGGAAUCUAUAUAAUUCCGGCGGUAAUCCAAGUGUUCCUCAAUCACUUUGUCUUGAAUAUGAGUCCUCUAGAGGCUGUGAAGAGUCCAAGAGUGUAUCACAAGUUGGAACCAAACCAAGUGUUAUACGAAAACUGGACAGUGUACAAUCAAGAUCACAUUUUGCUUAACAAAGAGACUCGAGACUUCUUGAAGACGAAAAAACAUGAAAUAGUGUCUACAUCAAUGGGAGCCACUGUUCAGUUUGUUGUUCAAGACAGACAAGUUCUGACGGCAGUUAGUGAUCUCCGGAAAGAUGGGAAGCCAGCUGCUGCUGAUGCUGCUCCAACUCUUGCUCCUGCUCCUUCUCCUAUGUUUUGAAUUUAUCAGCCACCAUAAUUUCUGCUUCAUUUCCCUUUUAAAUAUUUUUAUAAUCUAAUUUAAAUAUAGUUAAAACUUCUUUAAAUAGUUGAUUAUGUCUUUCUAUAAAAAUCUGUUAGAGCAUCUUCAUUGAGAGCUGCUCAAUGUGCCUUUCAAGAAUAAACAACUUUAAGUAAUAAAAAAACUCUUGAGAGUGUGUGA